CUGAUGUGUUAUCAGAUGAGACUCUGCAGUACAGGCCGAACUUCACUUAGCAUAGAUGUAGUGGGAAAGUCAUUGCGGAAUUCGAAGCUAUUCCGACAAAGCUUUCAUAACUUCCGGCCCACCCCUCUCGGCGGAGCUUAACGGGUAGAAAAAAUGCAGCAGUCCAUCGUCGCUUCAGCUAAAUGUGUGUUUGAACGUUAUGGCGCUGCAAGCGUUGAAAGGACUGAAAGACGUCAUUUUGAAAGAUUUCCCUGCCGUACUGCAAAUCCUUGAGAAUGCCGCGAUCGCAGCAAUUCUGUAUGGGUUCGAAUACAUGGGGCAGAGAAUCAGCCCGUGCCCCUGUGAUCCGGAAUGGAACGCUACCUACGCCUUGCUUGCCUUUGUUGUCCCCGCAGUUAUCUUCUUUAUGAUCAGCCUGGUCGUGUUUCCGGAUUCAAGGCGAGCGCUGAAGUGUGGGCCCCGCUGCAUCCCUCGCCGCGGUGAGACCGGCAGUUACAAAGAGACCUGCUGCACCUGGAGUAAAUGUUGUUUUGUAAUAGUUACAUUCCUGAAAGUAGUGGUUCCGUCUAUCAUAUGGAUCAUCAUUCUACUGUUGGACGGGGAUUACUACACCUGUUAUAAAGACCAGGGGACCGACAGUCACAUAUGCAAACAUUUUUGCAGCUUUAAAAAUUCGACUGACCUGCGCCACCAUUGCCUCGGGUCUCGGAUGAUUGGUGUCAUUUUGCUGUUGAUCACUGUGACUCUGCUGGUACUUCUUUACUUCCUUCCUGCGUGGAAGUGUUGCGAUUGCACUCUUGAGCGAUAUUACGAGCAACAGUAUUGGAAAAUCGUUGAGCACGUGAAACUGACCAAGAUGAGGAAUGAAUUGGAAGAGAAGGCAACAGAGUUUGCGGAGGUGGAGGUGAAAGAGUUCAUUUGCAAACUGAAUCUCGGCAAUGUUGAGCCGAAGAAACAGCAGUCCAACUCCUCAGCGGAUAAUAAAGAUGAUGCAGCUAACCUUGAACCUACCCAAGUGAAGGCCCCCUUAAAACAACCACUACUCCGAAUGACGUCCGUUUAAGCUUUAUUCCAGCAGGCAUUGACACGUCAGUGGUUCUCCACAACUUAGCAAGACAGAUUGUACAUCUUCGACACUACCUGUUCAAAAUAUCUGCCUGAAACAACAAUCACAAUCCAUUAAAUUAAAACUCAAAAGAUACGCCUCAAAAGAAUGAACACCAAUCAGCCUUUACACUCGUAAAGCUGCAAACCAAAGCGCAAAAUUCCAGACUAUCAAAUUACAGUGGUAUGGGAGAGGAGUUGGCCAAAGUAAAUUGCAAGUAGAUGCUGGCAGGGAUGAAAGCAGAGCACCAAAGGCAUGAGUCUCUGGGAAAAAUGAGGAAGGUUCAGGAUAGAUAUAUUCCAAAAACGAAGAAAUACUCAAACGGCAAUAUAGUACAACCGUAGCUGAUAAGGGAAGUCAAAUCCAAUGUAAAAGUAAAGGAGAGGACAUACAACAAAGCAAAAAUUAUUGGGAAGAUAGAGGACUGGGAAACGUUUAAAAACCUACAGAGAUCAACUAAGAGAAUCAUUUGAAGGGAAAAGGCAAAAUAUAAAAGCAAGUAGCAACCAAAAUCAAAAUGGAUAGUAAAAGCUUUUUCAAGGAUGUCAGAGAUAAAAUAGAGAUAAGAGUUGAUAUGGGACCUCUAGAUAUUGAGGCAGGAGAAAUAAUAACGGAGGACAAGGAAACAGCAGAUUAACUAAAUGAGUAUUUUGUGGAAGACACAAUGAAGUGUGCCAGAUGUUGAAUGGUGUGUGGGAAGUGAAGUGACUGCAGUUACACUUACAGGGGAGAAAGUGCUCAAAAAUCUGAAAAACCUCAGGGUACACAAGGCACCCGGACCAGAUGAACUGCACUCAAGAGUUCUGAAAUACGAAGUGGUAGAGAUUGAGAAGGCAUUAGUAAUGAUCUUUCGAUAAUCACUGCACUCUGGCAUGCUGCCAGAGGAUUGUAAAAUUGCAAAUGUCACUCCUUUCUUUAAAGUAAGGAGGAAGGCACCAAAAAAGAAAUUAUAGACUAGUUAGCAUGACCUCAGCUGUUGGGAAGACGUUGGAGUCAAUUGUGAAGGAUGAGGUUAUGGAGUAGACGGUGAAACAAGAGAAGAUUGGACAAGGUCAGUGUGAUUUCCUUAAAGAAAAAUCGUGCCUGACGAACCUUUUGGAAUUCUUCGAGGAGAUUAUAAGUAGUAUAGUUAAAAGGCAUGCAAUGAAUGUUGUGUAUUUGGACUUUCAGAAGGCAAUGUGCUACACAUCAUGGAUAAAUUCACUCACCUCGGCACUGAACAGAAUCCACAACCUGUGGACUCACUUUCAAAACUCAACAGCUUCUGUUCUGCUGCUCGUUAUUAUUAAUUCUGAUUUUUUUUCCCUCAGUUCAAGAUUGUAAAACCUGAGGGACGGACUUAACCACGUACACUCAUUCCUCAAUUGCUAGGACUUUUCUGACUAUUUUAGUGGUGUUCACAACUGUGUUUUUUUGGAGAUUUACAUAGAUAUUGCGGUGUAGCUCUAAUUGUUUAAUGCUAUUGUGUAGAGACCUUGAGAUGAUGUAAAUUGUAGUUAUUACUAUUGGAACAAUGUAAACAUCUUUAUUAGUACGAUAUCUUUUUAAAAUUUAUUUGUUAGUUUUUAUUUCACUGCUCAAGCUAGUAAAACCCGAGGUACUUACAUAGACAAAUGCACUUCUCAAUUGCCCGGAACUUCUGGACUGUUCAUAUGGCGUUUAGCAUUGUUGGUUUCUGGAGUUUUAAAUCGAUAUUGUUGUGUAGCACUAACUGGUUAAUGCGAUUGUGUAGUGACUUUGGGAUGACACCAGUCGUGUAUAUUGCUAUUAGCACAAUGUAUACCCUGUUCAUGUUCCAUAAUCUCUCAAUUUCCUCUUUUAAUUCAGCUUACUUCUGGUGUUUCUUCCUUUCUGAUUUUUGAUUCUUAUGUCUGUUUGGAAUGGCUAUAUCUAUUAAGAAUUUUGUUCCUGCUUGUUUAUCCUGUACUACAAACGUUUGUAUUAUAUCUGCACUUCCAUUAAACAGUGUCCUAUCUGU
Molecule: messenger RNA, 3083 nt
Organism: Mobula hypostoma (lesser devil ray)
Lineage: Eukaryota; Metazoa; Chordata; Chondrichthyes; Myliobatiformes; Myliobatidae
Product: calcium homeostasis modulator protein 6-like
Exons: 2
Coding region: 200-1063 (287 amino acids)
Cellular component (GO): plasma membrane
Molecular function (GO): monoatomic cation channel activity
Source: RefSeq, a predicted model, not a curated record